Molecule: messenger RNA, 1320 nt
Organism: Clupea harengus (Atlantic herring)
Lineage: Eukaryota; Metazoa; Chordata; Actinopteri; Clupeiformes; Clupeidae
Gene: cfl1l
Product: cofilin 1 (non-muscle), like
Biological process (GO): actin filament depolymerization
Cellular component (GO): actin cytoskeleton
Molecular function (GO): actin binding
Source: RefSeq, a predicted model, not a curated record
AGUUAAUCUCUCCCGCUGAAACGUCAUAGGAGAGUUAAAGCGGGGAGGGCCUGCGCAAAAAGCUGCGCUCAUCUUUCCAGUGGCUCAAGCUGUCCUCUUUGAGAACGUACAGUCAAUAUGGCCUCUGGAGUAGUGGUUGAUGAUGGUGUGGUGAAGGCGUACGAGGAGAUCAAGGUGCAUCACACAGGUGAGGUGAUGAGCGAUCGGCUCAAGCUGGUCAUGUUCCGCCUCAGUGAUGACGACAGGAGCAUCAUCGUGGACGAGGAGUCUACCCUCAGGAUGAAAGACGUGUCUAAUGAGGACGACGUCUUCAAGAAGCUUGUUAGCAUGUUCCCCCUGAAGGACUGUCGAUAUGCAUUGUAUGACUGUUGCUACAGAACCAAGGAGACUGACAAGGAGGACCUGGUCUUCAUCAUGUGGGCCCCUGAUGAGGCCCCACUGAAGAAGAAAAUGCUGUACGCCAGCUCAAAGGGUGCCCUAAGGAAGAAGCUGCAAGGGCUUAAAAUUGAGUGGCAGGUGAACGAUAUUGCAGAUGCCAAGGACACCUCUGUGCUAAUAGAGAAACUGGGAAGCCGAGGAAGUAUCAAGGAGCUGGAGGGCAAGACCGUGUAAAAAUGCAACUGGUCCAGCGCUCCCCUUUGAUGUACCAACAGAAUGGCCUAACAACAGUGAAGACGAGUUGCUUAAGUGUUUUGUUUUUAUUCGUUGCUUUUUUUUUUUUUUUUCUUUAACCUCAAACCUGCCUUGGUGAGAAACUGAGAGGAGAGGAGGGGGGGGGGUUGUAAUUCCAAAAUGGCUUAUCCAAACUAAUGAAUUCCUGACGGGAACAAAACAUUCUGAUCGUUCCUUAAGACGGAUCAGUUUUUUUUUUUAUUAUUAUUAUUUUUUGCUUUAUUUUGGAGUUUCAGUUUGUUCCUUGUGCUUUCACUUUAGUGCCCUCUGUCUGGUUCAUUCCAUUUUAAGUGGCUCCUUAUUAUACUCCAGAAGUGCAUAUCAAAGCUGCUGGCUCCCCCCGAUGGAUGCCCUGUCUAAUGACUCAGCUCCAGUCUUCAUUUAACAGGCCUGAUUCUGCCCAUUAGGUCCUAGUCAGGACUGAUUGGCUGAUUCAGGUUUUUCAGUGGAGGGGAGGAGAGGGGCUGCAGCAGCUCUCACCCUAGUAUUCAGAAUUGUGUUCUGCCCUUGGGUCAGGCGUACUGUUAUCCUAAGUUCUGUCAGUUGUGACUGUUACAUUCCAUUAAGCUAACUAAAACUCUUUGUCUACGCGUUGUUCAUUCUUUGCCACAAUGGGAAAAGAAAUAAAUAAUAAAAAGAUUAUCUGAA